This is a messenger RNA of Thermochaetoides thermophila DSM 1495, 1482 nucleotides long. RefSeq lists its product as uncharacterized. The record is from RefSeq and is a predicted model, not a curated record. NCBI's taxonomy places the organism in Eukaryota, Fungi, Ascomycota, Sordariomycetes, Sordariales, Chaetomiaceae. The coding region runs from base 1 to 1482 and encodes 493 amino acids. Gene Ontology annotation, molecular function: methyltransferase activity. The transcript has 5 exons.
AUGGCGGACCAGCGAGCACUCAACGGAUCGAUUGGGGGAGUGUCUGUUACAGUGACCGAGCUGCAACCUCAAUCGAAUCCAAAGAAAAGGGGCAGGAGAGACGACGAGGUCUCCUCACCAACAGCAGUAGAAUCUCUCCUGACCAACCCGGAAGGUUUGAAAUCACCAAUUGCCAGAGCUGUCUCGCCGCAACCUAGGACGAAAAGCCCGAGCACUGUUGCCCGACGCCCAUCGUUCGCUGCCAACGCCGACGGUUCCAUCCACUCACUACCAGAAAGCUCACCUUCCGUACCACCUUCCCUCCCUUCGGAUCCGGUAACGACGUCAGUGUCUCGUCCAUCAUCUGUCGAGUCCGGCGGGGUGUCCACUGGCUACCCUUACUCGAACUCCCUUCCGGUGUCCGGCUCCCCAACCGUCGACACCAGCGGCUUGGAUGAUAAUGCUAAACGGAAAAGUGCCAACUACCACGAUGAAGAAGAGCACCAGGCGGCCCUAACUCAGGCGGAAGAAGGCACCAUUGUCAUCGACAGCGACGACCAAGGUACCGAUGAUGGCUAUGAAACAGACGCCCAUACAGCCGCUUCCACAUCACUAGCUGAGAGUGUACGGGAUUAUGUGUGGGAGAACGGCCGCCGUUAUCAUCGUUUUCGUGAAGGGCGAUACAACUUCCCGAAUGACGAUAUUGAACAACAGCGUGAAGACAUGAAGCAUGCCAUGGUCAAACUGCUUUGCGGUAACCAACUAUACUUCGCGCCCAUUGGGGACAAUCCUCAUCAAAUCCUGGACAUUGGUACGGGCACCGGAAUUUGGGCCAUCGAAAUGGGUGACUUAUUCCCAAGCUCAAAUAUCCUCGGGAUCGAUCUAAGUCCCAUUCAGCCAGAAUGGAUACCCCCCAAUGUCCGCUUCAUGGUAGAUGACGUUGAGUGGCUCCAUCCCCGUAAUUACUUCGACUAUGUCCACAGCCGACAUACUGUGCAGGCCAUCCAAGACUGGCCGAAACUGAUGCGGCGGGUUCUUGAACACCUACGCCCAGGCGGCUGGUUUGAACUACAGGAGGUUUACCACUACCCCAUUUCGCAGAACAACUCGAUGUCGCCGGACCACCCAAUAGCGAAGUACUGGGGUCUGAUCAGCGAGGGCUUGGGCAGGCUGGGAGUCCCAUUCUUUGCGGUGGCCAAUGGGGGGUUGACCAACAUGAUGCGUGAAUGCGGCUUUGUUAACGUUACCGAACGCGUCCUACAGAUUCCGAUCGGCACGUGGCCCAAGAACAAGGUACUGAAGACGGUUGGGCUUUACUGGAGGACUAUCCUGCUGGACGGAAUCCAGGCUAUCGCGCUCGGCCCACUUACUCGGGGCCUCGGCUGGACCCGGGAGGAAGUGGAGUUAUUCCUGGUUGACGUGCGCAGAGCCUACCAGGACAACAGCAUAUUGGCUUACAUGCCGAUGCAUAUCAUUUAUGGGCAGAAGCCUCUGAACUACUAG